Rhizopus microsporus ATCC 52813 is the source of this 741-nucleotide messenger RNA. RefSeq names its product carbonyl reductase family member 4. The coding region runs from base 1 to 741 and encodes 246 amino acids. NCBI's taxonomy places the organism in Eukaryota, Fungi, Mucoromycota, Mucoromycetes, Mucorales, Rhizopodaceae. The record is from RefSeq and is a predicted model, not a curated record. Gene Ontology annotation, molecular function: oxidoreductase activity, acting on the CH-OH group of donors, NAD or NADP as acceptor. The transcript is spliced from 2 exons.
AUGCAGUUUGCACAAAGAACAGCUCUCAUUACAGGAGCAACACGAGGUAUCGGUAAAUGUAUUGCCGAGACAUUUGCCCGAGGAGGAGCCAAUACGAUACUGAUCGGUCGUGAUUCAGACCGAGUGAGAUCAGUUGAACAGUUAUUCAAAACUGACUUUGCCCAUCAGACACAUCAGGGUGUUGUGCUCGAUAUAUCAAAGAAACAAGACAUAGACACGAGGAUAAAGGAUGUAUUAAAAGGUCAACAGGUUGAUUAUUUGAUUAAUGCAGCUGGAAUUUCAAGAGAUAGCUUAUUUGUUCAAUUGAAAUAUGAGGAAUUAAUGGACGUGAUUCAUACAAAUCUGGUCGGAACCAUGUGCUUAACACAGCAUGUUGCUAAAUCGAUGAUGAGAAAGCGAAAGGGAGGAUGUAUUAUUAAUAUAGCUAGCGUUAUUGGCGUACAAGGUAAUAUUGGUCAAACUGCCUACAGUGCCUCAAAGGCAGGUCUCAUAGGCUUUACAAAAUCACUUGCAAAGGAAUUGGGGCCAUUGCAGAUUAGAGUCAAUGCAAUUGCACCAGGAUUCAUUGAGACAGAUAUGACAUCUACUAUCACAGAAGAAAAAAGAUCAAAACUACUAGCAUCCAUUCCCUUGGGAAGAUUUGGAAGCGUGCAUGAUAUAGCAUUGGCUGCUGAAUUCAUUGCAAAAUCCAAUUAUGUUCAUGGUCAGGUGCUUACGGUCGAUGGUGGUUUAAUACUUUAA